Messenger RNA from Liolophura sinensis, 4091 nucleotides. RefSeq names its product WD repeat-containing protein 11-like. Gene Ontology annotation, cellular component: cytoplasm. Gene Ontology annotation, molecular function: protein binding. Lineage: Eukaryota; Metazoa; Mollusca; Polyplacophora; Chitonida; Chitonidae. The record is from RefSeq and is a predicted model, not a curated record. The coding region runs from base 100 to 3891 and encodes 1263 amino acids. The transcript has 30 exons.
UGAAGACGUGAUCCGGAAGCGCUGAUCUCGUUCGAAGCUCUUUUUCUAGCUUUUGCAGUUGAACUCUUCGUCGCUUGGUUACCUGACCAAGACACAUAGAUGAUGAAACUAGCUCCCAAAGUGUUGACAGGGUCGCUGCACCCUGCCAACAAGGGUGCAUGCGAUUGGGGAUGGCAGGGUAUGUUAGCCCAUGGGAGCCAGAGUUUUGUUGUUGUCAUUGAUCCAAAAACUGUUCAGAACAUCCAAGUCCUUGAAGGUCAUAAGGCCAAUGUUACAAAGUUGAAGUGGGCCCAUGAGAGUUACCACCAUGACAUUGGCAGCCCAUACAUGCUCAGGUUGGCCUCUGCCGACACAACGGGCACAAUCAUAGUCUGGGAUGUUGCCCAGGGUUACAUCAAGGCGGAGUUUAGUGAGGGGAGCCGGUCCAUUCAGGACUUACAGUGGGUGAGUGGUCAGGACGCCUCCAGAGAUCUGCUGGUUGCCCUCCACCCCCCAUACUCCAUGAUCGUGUGGAAUGCAGACACAGGCACCAAGCUGUGGAAGAAGUCUUAUACAGAGCCACUCCUCUCGUUUGCGUUUGAUCCUUUUGACCCCAAACAGGUUGCAUUUCUGGGACAAGAUUGCAUCGUGUUUAUUCAUGACUUCACCAUCACUAGGGUGCCAUCCAGCAAUGGGAAGAAGUUUUACAUAUCCAGCCCUUCCAGCCCAGGAAAUGUGAACAACAAUGCAGAGAGGAGAGAGUCGAGCACUUUAGCUAAAAGGGUGAGCCGAAUACUCGUGGGAGAAGUGAAACAAAGCUCCAACAAGUCAGUGGAGGAGAGUGUGAACCUGAAUGAGUGUAUACAGCUGGUGUAUCACCAGGCUUGCCGUCACCAUCUGAUCCUGCUCUACCCCCGGGAACUGCUCAUCCUGGACUUGGAGAUCAAUCAGACAGUGGGCACGAUACCCAUGGAGAGGACUGGCUCACCCUUCACACAGAUACUGUCCUGCAGACAGAGAGAUGCGCUGAUGUGUCUCCAUGACAACGGUAGUGUGACUGUACGUGUGAGGAGGAAGACCAACGUCAUCUGCACGCCAGCCUCUGAAGGCACUGGAGCAUUUGAUGACACACCCCCUCAGGUGUCCUUGGAUGUGGCCUAUGACCUGAGGUGUCAGUCAGACCCUAUGAGAUUAACCAAACACAGUAAGGUGCUGGGCGUGGCCAUGUCGCCAGUCACAGAAAGGGGAGUGGCCCUUAUUAUGAGUGACAGCCGGGUCAUCUUCUGGGAAAUUAAGACAAUUAAUGUUAUGGAUAACAAUGUGAACAACCAGGCCUUCUCUUCCCCACUGUACACACCAGGGGUGUCUCUGACAGACUUCAGUCAGCUGACCAUCAACAACAAACCAGAAGCCAUGGCUAAACUACCAAUCCUGAGUGACGUACCAUAUCCAAGGCUGACCAUGGCAGAUUUGAUUGGCCAGUCCCAGAACACCAUGUCUGACAGUGUGGCCAUUCAGCCUAAGCACACUGUAGUGAUGAAACUUCUGCUGACCGGUCUGAUCAGCGGAGUGAUGGGUCAUGUGUCUGUCCUGCGGAUGUGCCCACCAAUGACCACAAAGAAUUGGAGUUACUUCCAACCACUGUUAGCAUUGGGUACACAGACGGGCUAUAUACAGAUCUACAACCUGUCUAGUGGUCAGCUGGUGAAGGAGUACAGUGUUCACACCUCCAUUAUCAGGGGUAUUGAAUGGGUGAACCUGAACAGCUUCUUGUCAUUCUCAUUCCCUAACCCGGGAACAAAUAACCUGGUGAAGAAUGAGGUGAUGCUGGUGGAUGUCGUGUCUGGUAAAAUGACACCUGUGAGAAAAUACAAGGGAGAAGAAUCACCCAUAGAGUUCAUUAAAGUCUCUUGUUUAAAACAGUACUUUGCAGUGUGUUUUAAGGACCAGCCAUUUGAGCUAUGGGACAUGAAGACUUUGACGUUAUUAAGGGAGAUGCCCAAACGCUUCCCUACAGUCACUGCUCUGGAGUGGUCCCCUUCACAUGCCAUCAAGACCCUGAAGAGACGUCUGUUACAGAGACACGAGAGUCCCCCCACCAACCAGGAGGCACCCCCGGGACCUGCCAUUACAGCCAUCACUGACCCCUCUGGGAGCGACUCCAAGAACGCUCUAAGAUCUCCAGCGAAGGAACAUGUCAUCAUCACAGAUUCUGAAUCCGUGGUGUACCACUUCAUUGUAGAGGGCAGCACCAUCACGGACAGCAGCAAAAUACCGGCAGAGCCUGGAAUGGCUGUGGUGAACAGUAUAGCCUGGAAAGGUGACCAGAUCAUCUUUGGAGAUGUUGAAGGACACAUUAAUAUUUGGGACCUGAAAAAUAAAAAGUCAAAAUAUUUCCCAACAAACCGUGGCUGGGUGAAGAAGAUCCGGUUUGCCCCAGGUCGGGGUAACAUGAGAUUCCUGGCCAUGUUCAGUAGUGGGCUGGAGAUCUGGGAUGCUGUAGAGGGUAAAAGUCUGUAUAGCAUUAAGACUCCAAAGGAGAUGUCUCGUAUUAUUGAUGCUGAGUGGUCAUGCUCUGACAAACCAGUCAUAACCACAGAGGAUGGGUGUGUUCGUGUGAUGGAUCUUAAACUGACCACUGCCUCAGCAGCUGUAGAGGAGAGAGACCUGCCAGAACCGGUAUUUUGCCCACACCUGCUCUCAUCCAAGGCAGCGUUGUUGUUGAAAUGUCUCCUGCAGCACCAACCUUGGAAAACAGAGUUUUCCCUGAAGCUGGAGGGAAUGGAAGAGAGUGAUGCAGAGCUGGAGAAAAGCAUUAACCAACAGCUGGAAGUGCUGGAUCAUGAGUUGUCGGAUUACCUUCCUGUCUGUAAGUUUGGCACAGCUCACAGAUGUCUGUUAGUAGCCAGGUUGUUUGGGGAUGAGUCUGAGACACAUUUUUGGACCGUUGCCCUCCAUUACCUGAGGACCAAUAAGAUUUCUCCAAUCAGUAAGCCUCCAAGUCGAGUCUCCUCUCAAACGGAGUCCAGUUCGGAUGUGUUCGUACCUGGCACACCCGGAAAGGAGACAUCUGAGCUUGAUUUGGAGAAAGAUACUCCACAGUCUUCCUCCAUCAGUGAAGAGUUCAGGGACCAACCGUUAGAGAGAUGUUACGAUGUGCUUUGUGAUAAAGAAUCAUUCCAGAAGUAUCAGUUGGAUCGCGUGGCCCUACACGACAGUAAACGAGCGACGUAUGAACACACCAAGAAGUGCGCAGAGAACUACAUUCUUCUGGGUCAGACCGACCGUGCUGUACAGCUGCUGUUAGAGACGGAGUCUGAGAAUGACAGCUACUAUGUCGACUCGCUUUUAGCCUGCCUGGUCGCCAGUAUUCGUUCAUCAGGAGCCUCGCAGAGCACUAUCAAACUGGUCGCCACCAACCUCAUCGCUAAUGGUCGCCUCUCUGAGGGCGUCCAGUUGCUGUGUCUGAUAGACAAGGGACUAGAUGCCUGUCGCUAUCUCCAGACUUAUGGGGUCUGGCAUCAGGCAGCCUGGCUCGCUAAGGCCAGCUUGCAGUUCUCAGAAUAUAGUGAGGUGAUGAAGAGGUGGGCAGAUCAUCUGUGUGGGCCUCAUGCCAACCAAAAGAGUAAGGCUGUGUUGGUCAUGUUGUCCUUGGGUCAGUUCCUCAAGGUUGUGGAGAUGUUGUACGGGAUGAGACAUUUUGACAGAGCCGUCUGCUUUCUGGAAGCCUGCAUGGAGUUUGGACUGUUAGAGAAGACUGAGGAAACUUCACCACUGUUUGAAGCAGUUUACCUGGAGUACGCCCGCUACCUCACUAAUCUGCGACACAGGAAAGCAGCUGAAUACUACUGUGAGCUGGCUGGAGACAAAGGCGCUCAGUUUCUGAAGGAAGUGGAAAUUCUCUUUGGAUAAUAUCUGCUACAUGUGUACAUGAUGUAUAUUUGGACAGUGUCUGGACACAUGCUGAGUUGAGUAUUUGGACAGUUUUUCAACACAGUUUCGUGUAGUUGUAACGCUGAGCAUUUUCAAGUGUGACUAGUCAUGGACAACCGUGGGGGGGAAUUUAUACAGAGUUUUAUGGUUAUGAUAUAAGAAAAGUUAAAAGUGUUGGU